This is a messenger RNA of Medicago truncatula (barrel medic), 1721 nucleotides long. Its product is annotated as ribulose-1,5 bisphosphate carboxylase/oxygenase large subunit N-methyltransferase, chloroplastic. Gene Ontology annotation, molecular function: protein-lysine N-methyltransferase activity; protein binding. Gene Ontology annotation, biological process: peptidyl-lysine monomethylation. The record is from RefSeq and is a predicted model, not a curated record. Bases 46 to 1401 code for a protein of 451 amino acids. The transcript has 13 exons. Lineage: Eukaryota; Viridiplantae; Streptophyta; Magnoliopsida; Fabales; Fabaceae.
UUGUUAGCUUUCCUCAACAAAGUGUUGAAUAUCGAACGCAUUGCAAUGUCAUUUCGCGUUGCAACCCUCCGUCGCUGGUCUCUGCAUACCGUUGUUUUCAAUUUCUCUUCUUCUCCUUCUCCCCAAUUUCAAUCUCACUCCGUUCUCCACAAUUUUUUGCCAUGGUUGGAGAACAAAGCUUCUUCCACCAUUUCUUCUUCCCUUUCCAUUUCCAAUUCUUCAUAUGGAAACUCCUUGUUUGCUUCUAAAUCAAUACAAACCGGUGAUUGCAUUUUACAAGUUCCUUAUUCUCUGCAAUUAACUCCGGAUAAUCUCCCUCCUGAAAUCAAACCUUUUAUCAGUGAAGAUGUUGGAAAUAUUGCAAAACUUGCUACUGUUCUUUUAAUUCACAAGAAUUUGGGCCAGGACUCUGAAUGGCAUCCUUAUAUCAGCUGUCUUCCCCCGCAAGCCGAAAUGCAUAAUACGAUAUUUUGGAAUGAAAGUGAGUUGGAGAUGAUUCGUCAAAGUUCAGUUUAUCAGGAAACUAUUUACCAAAAGUCUCAAAUUGAAAAGGACUUUUUGGAAAUCAAGCCUGUUUUUCAACCAUUUUGUCAAAGUUUUGGAGAUUUUACUUGGAAGGACUUCAUGCACGCAUGCACACUAGUUGGCUCUAGAGCAUGGGGAAGCACAAAGGGUUUAUCUCUGAUUCCAUUUGCAGAUUUCUUGAAUCACGAUGGGAUUUCAGAAGCAAUUGUAAUGAGUGACGAUGACAAUAAAUGCUCAGAAGUGUUCUCUGAUCGUGAUUAUGUUCCUGGUGAACAGGUGCUUAUAAGAUAUGGAAAGUUUUCAAAUGCUACAUUGAUGCUGGACUUUGGUUUUACAAUUCCAUACAACAUUUAUGAUCAGGUUCAGAUCCAGUACGAUAUACCUAAGUAUGAUCCUCUGCGUCACACAAAAUUGGAACUCUUGCAGCAAUACUUUGUGCCUCCAACCAAAGAUGCAAAGGGCUCAAAGUAUUCCGUGAAUUCCUUCGCAAUCAAGGAGGUGAAGUCCGCUGGAGGAAAAGGGAAGGGUGUGCCGCAAUCACUUCGUGCACUUGCUCGCGUUCUUUCUUGUACCACUCUUCAGGAGCUUAACCAUUUGGUCAUGGAGGCUGCGCAAACUGAUGGUAGGCUGGCUAGGCACCCUUUACAGGAUAGGAUCAAAGAGAUACAAGCACACAAGAUGUUAUCCUCCUUAUUCAUCCAAUUAAUUGGGGAGCACAAUGCAACCAUUACGUCAUUAGAUUCUUGCGAUUCUUCAUCCUCGAGUGAAAGACUUCCUGUUAGAAGACAAAUGGCCCGAGAUCUCUUACAUGGCGAGCUUCACAUUCUCAAAUCUGCUUCUACCUGGCUGGAGAACUACUGUUUUUCCCUGACUUGAUGGUCCAGUAAAUGGCUACAGCCACAGGAGGACUACGAAGUAGGCAGAGUUAACACAAAUGGAAGGUGAGAUCGAAUUCCUCUGGGAAUUCUUAUAUUUUUUGGGAUAUUACAUAUUGUAGUCUCACAUUUUUUUAUGCGUAGUUCAAUGUUACAAGUUUUGCAAUUUCUAAUUUAUGCACGAUGUUUCCUCCAUUUGAUAUAGCAAUCAGAGAUAUGUAUCUGCUUACUAAAAUUAUUUAAUGACAUGCACCAAAUACUGAGGUUAUUUAUUCUCCUUUUAAGUCAAACACAAGUACUACUGGCCGGACCAAAUUUUCA